AUGCGGGUGGCCUCCCUAUUCACGGGAGCCGGGGGUUUGGACGUUGGUCUGGAACAGAGCACUUCCCUUGUGCGGCAUGUCUUCCGGCUGCUGAAGACUGCUCUUGGAGAGAAUCGAGGCAUCCCAUGGGUGCUCCUGGAGAAUGUCGAGGGCCUGCUGGAUCGCAUCAAUGGCCAGUCGCCUGUCAUAGAAUACAUCGUAGAGCAGUUUGAGAACCUGGGAUACUCCAGCUGGGCGCACCGCAUUAUCAACACAGCAAGUUUUGGAGCGCCCAAUCGCCGCAAACGAGUCUUUGUUGUCGCAUCCCUCCACGGAGAUGCCCGUGAUGUGCUGCUGUCUCAGGGGGUCCUCUGCAAGGGAGCCUGCUACCAGCUCUUCAAUGGGAAGCCCUGCUACUCAUGCCACCAGGCACACGGUCCUGACGGCACUGGUCUCUCUCCCGACUGCACCUAUGCCCUGGACCUCUCCAAUGCCCAGAGUGGGCCGGGGCUUGAUAUGGUGCCAACGCUGAAGACUGGCAACGGGCGCAUGUGCCUGCUGCUCAAGUCCGGUCAGCUGGGCGCCCUGCGCACUGAAGAUGCUGAAAGGCUGCAGGGCUUUGAGGAAGGGUACACGCUGCCCUGCUUCCCCAUACGCGGCCCGGGAGUCAACCUGCACGGCGGUUCAAGCCUCAGGGAUGCGGAUGUGGACCGCAGGGAGUCACAUCGCUGGGCCCUGCUGGGGAAUGCCGUGUCAGUGCCAGUCGCUUCAUGGCUAGGACAGCGCCUGGUCAAUCCCCACAGGCAUAAGUACUAUGUGGGAUCCAAAGACCGCAAAUUCACCACACCACAUGCAGCCAUCCCUCAAGGAGGUCAGCCAAAGCGCGAUGGAGUAGAGUUUGAGUGGACAAAAGAUGACAACGACCUCCGUGUGCCUGCGGAGGAGCUGUACGAAGUCAGCAACCAGCUGGAGCUCCCAGUCAAGGCGGUGGGUGCUAGCGGAGAGGAGUCGCCUGCACCUGAAGCAGCCCCCAAAGCCGUGGACGCUGCCCCACCGGCGCAGACGGCGACACCCUCCACUUUCGCCAGCAUGGAAGCUGAUAAGGCUGUGGGUGACAAGGCAACCCUUGCCAACACGCAGACACAGCUCCCCUACUUUCAGUUCAACGUCAUGCGUCAGACCGGCAACAAGGCACAGCCGACAGCGGGUCAGUCUGGGCUGCGCAUGGACGACGGGACGCCCUGGCCCCGUGCAGCUUGGUUUGUUCGUGGGAUUGGCAGAUACGCAGCCGAUGGCAUGAGCGAGGCGCCAGUGCUGACGCCGCUGACGCUCCUGGGCGACUUUGUUACUCAAGUCGGCAAGGCUCCAGAGAAGGAGACCCUCACCACCUACUUUGCCCGCCUGCGUGAACAGGUUGCACGGCCCUCUCUAUCGGCAGCACAAAGAACACCUCUAUCUUCACUGCAUGUGCCCAGCACCGCCAAGGGAUUCAACAUGGAAGAUGUGCUGCAGAGAGCCCAGCAGUGCGGCGCCUCACUCAAUCAGGAGGCGGUGCGAAUCACGCGGCUGCAAGGGUACACGCCGGACGUGGACACACUGGGCACGCUGGUGUGGGCGCGCACUCCGGCCGGUGUGUGGUGGCCCGGCGAGGCGCUGGACCCCCACCACAUGCCGCCCACCCGCACAGUACCUCCACUUGCCUCCGCUGCGCUGACGAGCGCAGAGUACAUGGCGAGCAUCUACAAGCCCAGCGGCGGCGAGGCUCCGCCGCCGAUGCGCAUCGGGAGCACCAUUGUGGAGGACGCGGCAGCGCAGCAUGGCGGCCACGAGGCUGUGAUAACAGGCAGUGACAUGGCACCCGAGGGGCCACGAACGCCCGCGCUUCGUGACACCACAUCACCCAGCAAACGAAAGGUGCUGGUUGUGCUUUUUGGACAGCGCAGCUGCAUGUGGCACUCUCCAGCCCAGCUGCUGCCCUUCAAGCGCCAUUUUCAUGAGAAGGUGGCUGAGGGCAACGAGUUGAUUGGCGCCAGGAAGAUGGCACGACCUGGCCUCUUCACCAGAACCGUGCAGGAAGCCAAGGGCUUGGCGGACGCAGUGGCCGCUGCGGCGGAGGGCGGAGACAAACCUGACAAGGGCGCCCACAAGGAGGCGCUGGCAGCCCUGGCAGCCACACGAGCGGCUGCAGCAAACCUUCGUGUCCGCUGCGGGUACUGCGAGGCCUGCCUUGCCACACAGGGCGCCGCGCGCCGCUGCCUCGUCAAUCGCGCUGCAGCCGCUGCUGCAGCUGGCCAUUCUGGGGCUCAGGUGGCUGUCACAGCUGAGAGAGCGAUAGGGGCCCGCGUAUCCUUGUGGUGGCCGAUGGACGAGGACUGGUACCCGGGCUUUGUGACAGCGUUUGACCCCCUGCGGCAGCGGCACACAGUCUGCUAUGACGAUGGGGACGUCGAGAUUGUGGCUUUGUGGGCGCCGAAUCAGCUGGUGCGUGUGGAGACCAGUCCUGAUGAUUGGCCUGCUGAGGCGGAACGCAUUGCUAGGGACUGCAGGCUGCACAACGCUGCUUUUCUGGCGAAGAGGAGGGCCAGCAGAGCACAGGAGCCUAACGCUGUCAUCCCGACAGAGCCGCUAAACGCAUUUGAGCAGCAGCGUGCUGACAACAUUGCGCGCAACCAGAGCAUGCUUGCCAACCUGGGCAUUCCGCUGACCGAGCAAACCUUCUCUGCCGCUGGCGUUUCAGCCAACCAGGGCGCGAACGCUGCGGGGAAUAGCAAGGGCAAAUUCAUCGGGGGCUCAUCUAGCAGGCGCCGCAAGCGUGUCACAGUCGACCGCCCGCAAAACAAAAUGCCUUGCCUGCCCUUGCCGCCUGCGACGUUAGAUACCAGUGUUAGCUUGGAGAGCAGCGGGAUCACAGUAAUCCUGGUGGAGUGCAGUCCAGCUGUGGCCUGCGACAUGGCCACUUGGAUGCAGCCUGACAACGAUACACCACCCCCAAUUGAAGCUCACCUGUCUGUUGGGGGAGCGAAGGACUGCAGCGAGCUUGGCAGCAAACCACAUGCAGCUCAAAGUUGCAGCGCAGCUGAGCAUACAUAG
This is a messenger RNA of Coccomyxa subellipsoidea C-169, 3069 nucleotides long. RefSeq lists its product as hypothetical. The record is from RefSeq and is a predicted model, not a curated record. The transcript has 20 exons. Lineage: Eukaryota; Viridiplantae; Chlorophyta; Trebouxiophyceae; Coccomyxaceae. Bases 1 to 3069 code for a protein of 1022 amino acids. Gene Ontology annotation, cellular component: nucleus. Gene Ontology annotation, molecular function: methyltransferase activity.